GCAGAUGCGCGGGGCGGCUGAUUUGUAGAGGUUAUGUUUAAUUAAAUACGCGUUUUCAAAGAACUGAAAAUUUAAGAAAUUUUCUAGCAGACCAUACUUAAUAUAAUUCCUUUCAUUUAGUAAUUUAUCGUAUAAUUGGUAAUUGUUUAGUGUAACAGCAAUCGAGUGUUUGUUAUGAAUUGUGGACAAUCAACGAUACGUGAUAACGUUAUCAAUGUUAAGUGCGACUGUGAGUGAAGCAGUGUAAACAUUGUUUAUUCGUUCCAGUCAUAUCAAUUGGCAGUAAGGAACGAAUUUAUUAAUAACACGUAUACAAUUUCAAUUCAAAAUGAAUAAUCAACGACACGACGAAAUACCUAUAUUAAAAACAACAGCUGAUACGCGAAUCAAUCAACUAAAUGAAAAAUUUGAAGAGGAAUUUGGGAUCAAGCCGGACUUCACUGUUAAAGUGCCGGGACGUGUUAAUAUAAUUGGAGAACAUAUCGACUAUUGUGGAUAUCCAGUGCUACCGAUGGCUUUAGAACAAAGUAUUUUGAUUGCGGUUGGAUUGAUUAAUGAAAAAGAUUUAAGAAUACGGAAUACGAAUUCUAAAUACUGUAAAUUUCAGAUGGAUAUUUCGAAGCCAGAAGACUUUGACAUAAAACCAGACGAGGAUGGGAAACCGUUCUGGUACAAUUACGUACUUUGUGGAGUAAAGGGUGGAUUAGAAUUUCUGGAUAGAAAAAUCAGAGGCGGUGUAAUUUUUCUCAUAGAUGGAAAUAUUCCACCGGCUUCCGGACUAUCAAGUUCGUCUGCCUUAGUAAGCGCUUCUUGUCUUGCAUUCUUACAUGCUCAGAAUGCUAAAAUAAGUAAAUUAAAAAUAGCUUCUUUAUGUGCCGAAAGCGAACGUUAUAUUGGCACUCAGGGUGGUGGAAUGGAUCAGGCUAUUGCUUUUCUGGCGGAAAAAUCUAGUGCUCAAUAUAUUACUUGGAAUCCACUGAAUGCUAUGCCAGUAUCCCUUCCUGAAAAUGCUACCUUCGUUGUUGCACAUAGUUUAGCUGAAGCAAACAAAGCUGCGACUAACGAUUUUAACACAAGAGUCAUAGAAUGCAGACUGGCAGCCAAGAUACUAGCUGCUUGUUCGGGUAUUGAUGUUACGAAAGAAAUUAUUUCACUGAGCGAACUUCAAAAAAAGCUACAAAAAUCAUUAAACGAAAUGCUAGAACUUGUAACCGAACAUUUGGCUAAAGAACUGUAUUUAAAAAGCGAUAUUUGUGAAUUGCUGAAUAUACCAGAGGACGAAUUGAACAGGUUCUAUUUGACCCCGAACACUAGACAUUUGACCGAAUUUAAAUUAAAACAACGUGCCAUUCACGUUUACGAAGAAGCCAAGCGAGUUGAUAGCUUCCGUUACUUAUGUCAGCAUUCGACUUUCAAAAAUGAAUUAUCGACAAACAGUAAUAACGGUGAUUUGCUCUAUGAGAAUGGCGUUGAAAAGAUAAGCAAUAUAAUUGAAAAUUUAGGAGCAUUGAUGCUGGAGAGCCACGAAAGUCUAAAGACAAACUACGAAUGCUCCCACGACAAUCUGGAUCGUUUGGUGGACCUAUCGAGAAAGAUGAACGUUUACGCCCGUUUAACAGGCGCGGGUUGGGGUGGAUGCAUUGUAGCGUUAUGUCCAAAAGAAAAUGUUACAAAAUACAUAGAAACGUUAAUCGAUAAGUUUUAUGUUGAACAUUGCAAUUUAGACAGGGUCAGUGCACGUUCACAUGUUUUCGCAACGACGCCUAAUCACGGUGCUGUUAUUUACAAUUUUACAUGAGAUUUUUACAGAAGCUGUGAAUAGUUAUAGAGAGUGUAAGGAAAUCAGUUCUGAAGUCUUAAAAUCACUAUUUUCAUUUGCUAAGCUGAAUUUGAUUGACCAUUGAUUGACCUGGCGCAAUACCCCUACGUAAAUACGAACCCGUAUUGAGCACGCAUCGAUCUGAAACUUCAACCCUCGGCGUCGGUGUAUCGAUCAGUAUAAUAACCAAUUAUUAACUGAGUUAUUGAGGGUGUAGUACAAGAAACCUUCUACUCCGUUCUUGGCGUCAGUAACGGCUCCUUUACACUCGGUCAUAUUCAAACUAUUCACAUAUUCAAACUAGUUUCAUCAUCCUUUGAUCAUUCAGCUUAAUUAAAUUUUAUUCAAGCCAGAAACGCAUUUUAUGUAACGUAUGUAAAAAAAUAAGCUUUAGAUAUUUAUGUUUUAUGCCAAUACAUUAAGUCAUAUAAUUCAGUAAACGUAUCUCUCUGAGGUUGAGCCCGUGAGAUCACCUACCCUUCCGCGCGUACUUGGAAUAGCCCUUUAGAUUACCAAAGGUUUGGUAGGAGAAAAAAAUGUAAACAUUUGUUCCCAAAUAUAAGAAUGCGGUCGUCAACGCUUGUUUGUUUACCUUCGACACAUUUUACGAGACAUGCUGUUGUUUAAAAUUCUGCGUACCUAAUUAAAUAGAUGAAUGCGUAAAUAAUGUUUAGAAUUCUAUUAUUGGUAUAUAGAAGAUGGCUAAUAAAAUAGAAAUAAACAAUAAAUUAUGAUUCAAUAUAAAAUUCGUGUGCCGAGAAACUAGAAAAAUAUGUCUAAAUAAGAAAAGAAAAUAUCUAAAUAAAAAAGUUUACAUCGAAAUUAUGUAUUAUUAAUCUUAAUUAAUCUUUUGUCAUCCAAAACAAAUGAGAAUUUCACGCAAGUAGAAGUGAAACCUUCAGAAGUAUUUUAGUGUAUUCGAGUGCCAUUGUCGUUUCAUUGUGUUACGAUAAUACAUAAUUAGAAUAACUUAUUAAUAAACAAAACGGUGCUAAGAAGUUUUGACUUAUACUUGAGA
This is a messenger RNA of Bombyx mandarina (wild silkworm), 2837 nucleotides long. It is a transcript of the gene Galk, whose product is annotated as N-acetylgalactosamine kinase. NCBI's taxonomy places the organism in Eukaryota, Metazoa, Arthropoda, Insecta, Lepidoptera, Bombycidae. The record is from RefSeq and is a predicted model, not a curated record. Gene Ontology annotation, cellular component: cytosol; cytoplasm. Gene Ontology annotation, molecular function: ATP binding; galactokinase activity. Gene Ontology annotation, biological process: galactose metabolic process; carbohydrate phosphorylation.